AUGUCUGAAAUAUCUAAAUUAACGCACCCCCGAGUCAUAGAUGGAUGGUUUCGUGAAAUCUCUGAUGAAUACUUUCCAGGCCAGGCAAUGAUGCUUCGAGUGGAGGAGAUCUUGUUAGCAGAAAAAUCAGAGUUCCAGGACAUUUUAGUCUUCAAAUCUACUGAUUACGGAAAUGUACUAGUGCUAGACGGAAUUAUUCAGGUGACAGAAAGAGAUGAGUUUGCCUACCAAGAGAUGAUUACUCAUUUGCCCAUGUUUAGUCAUCCCAAUCCAAAAAGAGUUCUAGUCAUUGGUGGAGGAGAUGGUGGAGUGUUGCGAGAAGUAGUUAAGCAUCCCUCUGUAGAGUCGGCUACUCUGGUGGAGAUUGAUUCUACCAUCAUAGACUUGAGUCGUAAAUACCUUCCUGGAAUGUCGUCUGCUUUAGAUCAUCCCAAGGUGAAGAUAUGCAUCCAGGACGGUUUCAAAUUCUUAGAAGAGGCUAGUGAAAAGUUUGACGUAAUCAUUACCGAUUCCUCAGACCCUGAAGGUCCAGCUGAAGCUUUCUUCCAAGAGAAUUACUUCCAUUUGCUGAAGUCGGCACUGUCUCCCAAUGGUAUAGUUAUCAGUCAGGCCUCAGAGAACAUUUGGCUUAAGAUUGCCAACCUGAAAAAGUUGAAAAAUAUUUGUGAAAAAGUUUUCAGCCAAGUCAAGUACUCAUAUUGUACAAUUCCAACCUACACAUCAGGCCAGUUAGGACUCAUGGUAUGCACAGACUCUCCAGAAAUUGAACUUAUCACUCCAAGUAGACGAGUUUCACGAAAAGAGGAAUCGGCACUAUUUCGUUACUACAACUCUGAAAUACACACUCAGAGUUUCGUGCUGCCAACUUGGGCCGACAAAGUGAUUAACGGAUAG
This is a messenger RNA of Komagataella phaffii GS115, 894 nucleotides long. Its product is annotated as Spermine synthase, required for the biosynthesis of spermine. Gene Ontology annotation, cellular component: cytosol. Bases 1 to 894 code for a protein of 297 amino acids. The record is from RefSeq and is a predicted model, not a curated record. Gene Ontology annotation, biological process: spermidine biosynthetic process. The transcript has a single exon. NCBI's taxonomy places the organism in Eukaryota, Fungi, Ascomycota, Pichiomycetes, Pichiales, Pichiaceae. Gene Ontology annotation, molecular function: spermidine synthase activity.